AUGGUGUUCUUCAUCUGCGAGACAACCAACGAGUGCAUCAAGAAGCCAAAGGUGGAGGCGCACAUGCGCAAACACCCCAACGCGUGGGUGUUCUGCUGCAUGGAUUGCGGCGCGCGCUUCGAGGGAGAGGCGUACAAAGAGCACACGUCGUGCAUGUCAGAGGCGCAGCGAUACGAGGGCAAGUUCUACGUGCCCAAGGAGAACAAGGGCGAGAAGAAGCAGCAGAGCUGGAUGGAGAGUGUUCUUGCCGCCCUCGAGGCGGCGCCUGCAGCUAGCGCCGGCCUCAAGUCGUACGUCGACCGGCUGACGCAGUACGACAACCUGCCGCGCAAAAAGGCUAAGUUCGUCAAUUUUGCGAAAAACUCGCUCAACCUCAAGGCGGACCGCGAGGGCAUCGCCGAGAAGCUCUGGGCUCUGAUCGAGCGCGAGGAGUGGGGGGAGCCGCUUGCCAGCGCGGGCAAGAAGCCCGUCAAGUGGAAGAAGAUCGUCGCAAAGGAGCUGACGAGCGCGGGCGGGUCGAUGAGCCUAAAGGCGCUGCGGAAGGACUGCGUCGCUGAGUGCAUCGCCCAAUUGACCUUGGCGCUACCCCGGCCCAAACCCCUCGGAAGCACGGAAGAGCAAGUGCUGGCGCACCCGAGCCACGGCGACCGCAAGCGCGCCGAGCUGACGGAGGAGUUUGACCGCGAGAUGCCGCGCUUCAAGCGUUUCCUUGUCGAUGGCGGCAAGGUAUCCUUUGCGCCCGAGGGCGAAGCCGAGUCUUAG
Molecule: messenger RNA, 762 nt
Organism: Emiliania huxleyi CCMP1516
Lineage: Eukaryota; Haptophyta; Isochrysidales; Noelaerhabdaceae
Exons: 5
Coding region: 1-762 (253 amino acids)
Biological process (GO): negative regulation of transcription by RNA polymerase II; rRNA processing
Cellular component (GO): nucleolus
Molecular function (GO): DNA binding
Source: RefSeq, a predicted model, not a curated record